Pyrenophora tritici-repentis Pt-1C-BFP is the source of this 850-nucleotide messenger RNA. Its product is annotated as lactam utilization protein B. The record is from RefSeq and is a predicted model, not a curated record. Gene Ontology annotation, biological process: carbohydrate metabolic process. Lineage: Eukaryota; Fungi; Ascomycota; Dothideomycetes; Pleosporales; Pleosporaceae.
AUGCCUGCGAUCAAACAUGCGGUUAAGAUCAACGUAGAUCUGGGUGAAGGAUACGGAAACUACAAGUGCGGACCCGACGACGAAUUGAUCCCGCUCAUCGAUCAUGCGAACAUUGCAUGUGGCUUCCACGCUGGCGACCCAUUGAUCAUGCAUCAAACGGUACUUGCUUGCAAAAAGCACAAUAUUGCCGUGGGUGCCCAUCCCGGCUUACCCGACAUUCAAGGGUUCGGGCGACGAGAAAUCAAAAUGUCACCUGAGGAAUUGACAGCUGCUGUUCGAUACCAAGUCGGUGCUCUGAAGGGGUUCCUUGAUGCCGAAGAUGUCCCGCUUCACCAUGUCAAGCCCCACGGUGUGCUGUAUGGAAUGAUGUAUAGGGAUAAAGAGGUUUGUCGAGCAGUCUAUGCCGGGGUACCAAAAGGAACGACAGUUUUUGGUCUUGCAGGCACGUUUCAUGAAGAAGUUGCAAAAGAGAUGGGUCUUCCUUUUGUUGCAGAGUUGUAUGGAGAUGUCAAGUACAACAAGGACAGUACGCUUGUUAUUGACCGGAAGAAGAAGGCCUGGCAUCCGGAUGAGAUUAAGAAACAUGUAACGAGUCAGGUCGAAAAUGCGACUGUCACAGCCGUUACGGGUGAGGAGGUGAAGCUUCCGAUAGGCGACCACCAGGUUUCACUGUGUUGCCACUCGGACUCGCCUGGGGCUGUAGAAAUUGUCAAGGCGGCACGGGAGAUUGUUGACCAGUUCAACAGCCGGAAUUACCGAAAGGCUUAGGGGUAUUCAAAUUGUGGUGCAAGUGAUAUCCAGGGCUAGCAUAUAAUCUCAAGGACGUGAGCUUGAAAAGCAGUGAUUCAAA